UCAUUGAAGAAAGGAGAGUGCGCAGCUCUGAAUCUAAAGUGAGAGGGUAUCUGUGUGGGGUGGCUGUGUAUUGCGCGAUGGCUGCACUGUCCACGGUGUAUUCGGCAGCUACUCUGCUCUUUUUCUACGUUGCAUUUACACUGGUCAGUUCGAAGAAACCGAACAUAGUUUUGAUCCUGACGGACGAUCAGGAUGUUCUCCUGGGCGGAAUGACCCCACUGAAGAAAACCAGAAAACUUAUCGGAGAUCUUGGAAUAUCCUUUACUAAUGUGUAUGUGGCCAGCCCACUGUGCUGUCCCAGCAGAUCCAGUAUCUUGACUGGGAAGUAUCCCCACAAUCAUCGUGUAUUUAAUAAUACACUGGAAGGGAACUGCAGUAGUAAAGCAUGGCAGAAAACACAAGAACCAAACACCUUCCCAGCUAUCCUUCAUAAUCAUUGUGGAUAUCGAACAUUCUUUGCGGGAAAAUAUUUGAAUGAGUAUGGAUCAGAGCCUGCAGGUGGGGUUGAACACAUUCCACCAGGUUGGGAUUACUGGCAUGCUCUGGUGAAGAAUUCGAGAUAUUAUAACUACACACUUUCUGUCAAUGGAAAACCACAGUAUCAUGGCCAGAACUAUAGUAAAGAUUAUCUAACUGAUUUACUAACAAAUAUUUCAUUGGAAUUCCUGGAAUACAGACCCAAGUAUGUGCCUUUCUUCAUGAUGAUCUCAACUCCAGCCCCACACUUCCCUUGGACUCCUGCCCCACAAUAUGAAAAGAGUUUUACGAAUGUGAAAGCACCAAGGAACAAUAACUUUAAUAUACAUGGAAAGGAUAAACAUUGGCUAAUCAGGCAAGCAAAGACACCCAUGUCCAACGCUUCCAUUCAAUUUCUGGAUAAUGCUUUUCGGAAAAGAUGGCAAACAUUAUUAUCAGUGGAUGACCUUGUGGAAAAAGUAGUGAAGAAACUGGAUGCAAUCAAAGAGCUAGAAAACACCUAUAUUUUCUUUACAUCAGAUAAUGGCUACCAUACAGGUCAAUUUUCUUUGCCAAUUGACAAACGACAGCUGUAUGAGUUUGAUAUCAAAGUGCCAUUACUAGUGCGAGGACCUCACAUCAAAUCUAACACUAGUAAUAAGCUGCUUGUAGCAAACAUUGAUUUGGCUCCCACAAUCUUGGAUAUUGCUGGCUAUGACAUUAACAAGACAAGGAUGGAUGGCAUGUCUCUCCUGCCUCUGCUGAAUGGUGCAGCAAAAAAUGUGACGUGGAGGACUGACCUCCUUGUAGAGUAUCAAGGAGAGGGACGGAAUAAAAGUGAUCCUACCUGUCCUUCAUUAGGGCCUGGGGUGACAAGCUGCUUCCCUGAUUGUGUAUGUGAAGAUGCAUAUAACAACACCUAUGCGUGUGUGAGAACUAUUGCCACCUCAGCUGACCUGCAGUACUGUGAAUUUGAUGAUAGUGAGGUCUUUGUGGAAGUCUAUAAUCUAACCUCUGACCCACACCAGAUCAAUAAUAUAGCAAAGACUAUAGAUCAAGAAAUCCUUGAGAAGAUGAACCAUCGUCUGAUGAUGUUACAGUCUUGUUCUGGAUCAACAUGUCAUACGCCUGGGGUAUAUGACCCAAGGUACCGAUUUGACCCUAGACUGAUGUUCCAUCAUGGUUCUGCUGCACCCAAGCUAUUGCGUAAAAUCUUAUGAGAUCUAUUUGUCAAUUGUCGUUGUGAUAUGCCAUCUUCCUUCUCUGUGGGGCCAGGACUAAAUUGAGGAAUUUUUGUUUUCCUUCCUACACAAUCUCCUCCUUCAUUCUAUCAAAAA
Molecule: messenger RNA, 1793 nt
Organism: Mobula hypostoma (lesser devil ray)
Lineage: Eukaryota; Metazoa; Chordata; Chondrichthyes; Myliobatiformes; Myliobatidae
Gene: gnsa
Product: glucosamine (N-acetyl)-6-sulfatase a
Exons: 14
Coding region: 78-1676 (532 amino acids)
Biological process (GO): glycosaminoglycan metabolic process
Molecular function (GO): glycosaminoglycan binding; N-acetylglucosamine-6-sulfatase activity
Source: RefSeq, a predicted model, not a curated record